Messenger RNA from Melitaea cinxia (Glanville fritillary), 526 nucleotides. It is a transcript of the gene CPR128, whose product is annotated as cuticle protein 19-like. The coding region runs from base 66 to 482 and encodes 138 amino acids. Gene Ontology annotation, cellular component: extracellular matrix. The record is from RefSeq and is a predicted model, not a curated record. The transcript is spliced from 4 exons. NCBI's taxonomy places the organism in Eukaryota, Metazoa, Arthropoda, Insecta, Lepidoptera, Nymphalidae.
UUAACAAGCCUUCGGGGCGAGUGGAUUUUGUUAUUAUUUAUAAAAAGUGUUUCAAAAUCGAUAUCAUGGCAAUUAAGUACACACUUGUAGCCUCAGUGCUAAUAGUAUGCGUGUAUGGACGCGUCUUUACAUACCUAAGACCGUUGGACCUACAGCCAUCAUCGAACAUCGUUCAUGCGCAGCCAAAAAUUUCUUACGACCUUUAUCAUCACAUACCUGAAGAUGAACAUGUCGACUAUUAUGCGUACCCUAAGUAUGUAUUCAAGUAUGGAGUGAAUGAUUUCCACACGGGUGACAUCAAGACACACCACGAAAGCAGAGAUGGUGAUGUUGUAAAAGGUCAGUACACAGUCGUAGAGCCCGACGGUUCAAUACGCACUGUCGACUAUACAGCUGACAAGCACAACGGAUUCAAUGCCGUCGUCCACAAGACUGCCCCCAUAUCUGCUCACGAGGCAGCAAAAUUUCACCAUAUUCACUAAGCUUUAAAAAUAAAUGCAUUUCGAAUUAAGACACAAGCACAUAA